Molecule: messenger RNA, 1191 nt
Organism: Hydra vulgaris (swiftwater hydra)
Lineage: Eukaryota; Metazoa; Cnidaria; Hydrozoa; Anthoathecata; Hydridae
Cellular component (GO): nucleus
Molecular function (GO): DNA binding
Source: RefSeq, a predicted model, not a curated record
GAAAUUAGCUAUCCAAGCUGUCAAAAAUAAAGAAAUGACAUUAAGUAAAGCUGCUAAUGAAUAUUCGGUUUCAAAAGAUUCUCUCAACAGAAGAGUUAAUAAAUCAAUAAAAACAAUGCAUGAUGAUAAACCACACAUAAAAUUGCUUGGUUCUUAUAAGUGUUAUCUGAUGCCCAAGAAAAAGAUUUGGCACAGCAUAUAAUCAAAAUGGAGUUAGUCUUUUAUGGUCUAUCAAUUAAUGAACUUCAAAGGGUGGUGUAUGACUAUGUUGUACGCAAUAGAUAAACCAUCCAUUUAAUACUGAAAAGAAACUUGCAGGUCGAGAUUUUAUAAUUGGAUUUUUGAAACGACAACCCUUUUUGUCUAAUCGAUAACCUGAGGCAGUAUCCGAAAAUCGAGUUUUUGGUUUAAAUAAGGCUGCUGUUCAAAGAUAUUUUGAAAAUCUAGAAAAACUUAUUAAUGAAAACCAAUUUGAAGCAAAUCUACAACUGUGAUGAAUCUGGAUUAACAUGUGUUCACAAGCCUUUAAAAGUAAUAGCUCAUAAAGGCCAACGUGUUGUAUCUUCAGUAACUAGUGGUGAGAGAGGCCAAACAACAACUGUUAUACUAGCUUUUAAUUGUGUGGGACACUACAUACCUCCUAUGAUUAUUUUUAAAAGAAAACGGAUGCUAGAUUCAUUGAUUGAUGAUGCACCACCAGGAACAGUUAGACGUUGUUCUAAAAGUGGUUGGGUAGAUACAAAUUUGUUUAUGGAUUUUAUAAGACACUUUGUAAUACAUGGAAAUUGUAGCUCUACAAAUAAGUGUUUGUUAAUUCUUGAUGGUCACAAAUCACACACCAAAAAUCUUGAUAAUCUUGAUCUUUUAAAUUAUGCUAGCAUAAAUGGAUUGCAUAUUUUAUCACUACCACCACAUACGUCCCAUAAAUGUUAAAUAACAUCCCAUAAAUGUUAAAUAACAGAUUUUCCCCUCAACUGUUGUCAACGGUGUUUCCUCUUCAACAUUUUCGAAACUGAAUGCAGCUAAUUCGUCACUCUGGUAACUUCAGUUCGUCAUAUCUGGUAACUUCAGUUCUAAAGCCUAUUACCUCUUGAACUUUCCAUUUAAUAAAUGUUGACAAUAUUACUUUCUUUCCUUUUGGAAUGUCAUUUAUUCCGGACAUUCUAAACAACAGAAUCGUUUUAAAUUUGA